Molecule: messenger RNA, 1517 nt
Organism: Anguilla rostrata (American eel)
Lineage: Eukaryota; Metazoa; Chordata; Actinopteri; Anguilliformes; Anguillidae
Product: potassium-transporting ATPase subunit beta-like
Exons: 7
Biological process (GO): intracellular sodium ion homeostasis; sodium ion export across plasma membrane; intracellular potassium ion homeostasis
Cellular component (GO): sodium:potassium-exchanging ATPase complex
Molecular function (GO): ATPase activator activity
Source: RefSeq, a predicted model, not a curated record
GAUUGGUCCUUCUCUGUUUGCUCUCCAUGGAGGCAACUGCUGAUUGGUCGCCUUGUGUUUGCGCUUACAUGGAUGUGACCUUCACGGACCAUUCUAAAGGCACAAGGAAGCAGAGGUCCCUCACAGACCUGCUACGUUACCCGAGACCUGCGUCUCCGUCUCCAUCUCUCUGUCCGUCUUCAUCCUGAGGCUGCUCCCCGAGGGACUCGAACCCGGCUCCUGCCCAUCCCUCCUGACUCUGCUCCAGGUGUGACGCCAUGGCAGCCCUGAAGGAAAAGAGGACCUGCGGCCAGCGAUGUCAGGACUUCGGCCGCUUCGUGUGGAACCCCGAUGACCAGACCUUCAUGGGGAGAACUCCGGAGAAGUGGGUGUACAUCAGUCUGUACUACGUGGCAUUCUAUGUGGUGAUGACGUGUCUCUUCUCCUUGGCCAUCUACGUGAUGAUGUACACGCUCUCUCCCUACGCUCCGGACUAUCAGGACCGGUUAUCAUCGCCAGGUAUCCUCUAAUAUCCUCCUCUCGGGUGUGGGCAGACAUAUGAGAGGUCAUGUGAGAUCACCUUCAACAUGUCAGACAAGAAGAGCUGGAGCAAAAUGUCCAAAUGUUUGGAGCAAUUCCUGAGGCCCUAUAAUGCGACCAAGCAGGAGCACUGUAACAGCCACCCCUGCACCCAGGGCAAAUACUUCUUCCAGCACGAGUACUCCGCUCCACACCACACAAAAUGGUCUUGUGCGUUCACCCAGGACAUGCUGGGAAACUGCUCGGGCCUCGAGGACAAAACCUUCGGCUACUCGGACGGAAACCCCUGCGUGAUCAUAAAGAUGAACAGAGUCAUUAACUUUUUGCCCGGAAAUGGGACAGGAAUGGCCCCAUACGUCAACUGCACUGUCCUGGAAGGAAACGAGAAUGUGAAACACAUGGAUUAUUUCCCUACGAACGGCACCUUUGACCUCUCCUACUUCCCCUACUACGGCAGGAAGGCCCAGCCCACCUACGUGAACCCCCUGGUGGCUGUGAAGUUCUACAUGGUGCAGAAACGGAAGGCCAAGAUUCAGUGCAGAGUGGUGGCCGACAACAUCGCCUACCAGAACAUCCACGACCCGUACGAGGGCAAAGUGAUGUUUUAUCUCACGGUGCUGUAAGAUUUCCAACGUAGCCCAGCAGAACCAGAACCACCAGGGCAGUAAUGUGGGCCUCUCGGUUUGGAGAAGAUUAGGAUUAGUUAGCGGGUCAACAGGCGGUGGUGUUGACCAGGUCCCACUCCUGUAGGGUUUAUAUUCACAUUAUAAGGCCCAACGCAGCACUGUUGCCCGGUCUGUAUAAUACUCUAAAUGUUGCUUUGCAGUGUGGCCAUGUAGUCUUAACAGUGUGUACAUGAAACGUUUUAUCUAUGGUGUGUUUAGACAGAUCAAACCCAACAGCAAUUUUGUGAUUAUUUUUAUUAUUAUUUUAUUUUUUUGUUUUAUUUUUGUCUGUGGGAGUUUUUGGCAAUAAUAUUAAAAUAGGAGUUAACAUUA